AUGUCUCCAUUAAAUAUUGCUGUUGUUGGUACUGGUAUUUUUGCUACUGAUGCUCAUUUACCUGCCAUUAAAAAUAUCCCUGAAUUAAAUGUUACUGCUGCUUUUAAUAGAACUAAAUCUAAAGCUGAAGUAUUUGCUAAAAAGGCUAAAAUUUCUAAAGUUUAUGAUAAUUUAGAAGAUGUCUUUGAAGAUAAAUCAAUUGAUUUUGUUGAUGCUUUAUUACCUGUUCAAUAUAAUUUAGAUGUUGUUAAAUUAGCUAUUAAACAUAAGAAACCAAUUGCUUUUGAAAAACCAAUUGCUGCUAAUUUAACUCAAGCUAAAGAAAUUGUUAAAUUAUCUGAAUCUACUGAUGUCCCAAUUUUAGUUUUAGAAAAUUUCACUUACUUAAAGGCACUUAAUAUUAUUAAAGAAUUACUUCCAAAGAUUGGUGAAGUUCUUUCAUUCACUUAUAGAUAUACUGGACCAUUUAAUGCUUCUAAUAAGUACAUUGCUACUCCUUGGAGAUUAAAUCCAGAACAUGUUGGUGGUUACUUAUCUGAUGGUGGAGUUCAUCAAUUGGCAGUUUUAACUGAAAUUUUAGGUCAAGUUGAAUCUGUAAGUGCAUUAACUAAACAAGUUAGAGAACAAAGUGGAGCUGAUGAUAUUUUAUUCUCAACUUUUAAAUUAAAGAGUGGUGUUAUUGGUACUUUUACUUAUGGUUCAGCUUUUGGAGCUACUGAUAAAACUUCUGUAUUAACAAUUUAUGGUACUGAAGGUUCAAUUGAUUAUGAUUUCUCUCCAUCAUUAGCUAAUCCAACUGUUACUUAUCAAACUGGUACCUCAAAUGCUGAUAUUUCUGCCAAGACUGUUAUUCAAAUUGAAGAAAAUGCUACUAUUGAAGAAGAAUUUAAAAACAUUGCUGCUUCUGUUGUUGCUAAAGAUAAAUCAGUUCUUAAUGUUCCUCCAAGAAAGGCUUUCCAUCAUUUUGCUAUUGUAGUUGCUGCUUUAGAAAGUUCAAAGAAUAAUGGUUCAUCUGUUAAAGUUGAAACCCCAUAA
Messenger RNA from Scheffersomyces amazonensis, 1035 nucleotides. RefSeq lists its product as uncharacterized. NCBI's taxonomy places the organism in Eukaryota, Fungi, Ascomycota, Pichiomycetes, Serinales, Debaryomycetaceae. The transcript has a single exon. Gene Ontology annotation, cellular component: cytoplasm. Gene Ontology annotation, molecular function: nucleotide binding; oxidoreductase activity. Bases 1 to 1035 code for a protein of 344 amino acids. Gene Ontology annotation, biological process: NADPH regeneration. The record is from RefSeq and is a predicted model, not a curated record.